This is a messenger RNA of Mollisia scopiformis, 1029 nucleotides long. RefSeq lists its product as uncharacterized. NCBI's taxonomy places the organism in Eukaryota, Fungi, Ascomycota, Leotiomycetes, Helotiales, Mollisiaceae. The coding region runs from base 1 to 1029 and encodes 342 amino acids. The transcript is spliced from 3 exons. The record is from RefSeq and is a predicted model, not a curated record.
AUGCGUUGGGGGGCUCUCAUUACCGCUGCGGCGUUUAUUUCGCCUGGGGUGAAUGCUGCAGGCGCAACCCUUCGUUUCUCUUGUUCGCAGCUUGUUGUCGAGCGUCUAGACCCCCUCAUUAAUCCUGGACUAAUGGGAUCGCCCCAUCUUCACCAAGUUGUUGGAGGAGAUGCCUUCAAUGUAACCAUGGAUCAAGACCUACCUACGACAGCAUCUUGUACUUCCUGCACUCCUACAGAGGAUUUCUCAAACUAUUGGACCGCUGUUCUAUUCUUCAAAGCAAAGAACGGCACCUAUCAUCGAGUCAAGACGAUGGGAAAUCCUCUUGGAUUUGGGACUGCAUCUGGUGGCAUGACCGUUUAUUAUCUCUCAAGCGGCAAGGUUACUGCUUUCAAACCUGGCUUCCGCAUGACUGUCGGUGACCCAACUUUCCGAACAGCUGCCCAGGAGAGCAAAUACUCUUCGCUCAUCUACACAUGCCUUGCAACGGCCUCAACGAGAAGCGGUUCAACCACUGGCUUCCCAAAAGCUCCUUGCAAAGUCGGAAUCAUGGUCAGCAUCCGCUUCCCCACUUGCUGGGACGGCAAGAACCUCGACAGUCCGGACCACCAGAGUCACACCGCUUAUCCAUCUGGCGCAAGCGGCGGAAACCCAGGGGCCGGCGACAAGUGUCCUUCUACACAUCCUGUCUCAAUCCCGCAAGUUUUCUUCGAGACGUACUGGGACACAUCUCCUUUCAACGACAAGUCUAUGUGGCCUGACAAUGGUGAUCAGCCUUUCACUUGGUCCAUGGGCGACGCUACUGGUUAUGCGAGUCAUGGUGAUUAUGUUUUUGGGUGGAAGGGUGAUGCUCUUCAGAGGGCUAUGGACGCCAAUUGCAACAGCGACCUUUUCUCGAAUAGCAUCAACUGCCCCACAUUGAAGACACAGUCGCUUGCUCAGGCCAAUACUUGCAAUAAGCCAGUGCAGAUGAAAGAGCAGCUUGAUGGUUGGAUGCCGUCGAUGCCAGGUGACGUAGUCGUUCACUGA